This is a messenger RNA of Galdieria sulphuraria, 1480 nucleotides long. RefSeq lists its product as uncharacterized. The transcript has a single exon. The record is from RefSeq and is a predicted model, not a curated record. NCBI's taxonomy places the organism in Eukaryota, Rhodophyta, Bangiophyceae, Galdieriales, Galdieriaceae. The coding region runs from base 122 to 1321 and encodes 399 amino acids.
UGUUCUCGAGAUAGGAAAGCAGAAUGGGGAUUGAUUCCCCUAUUCACUGUUGUUGUUGUCAGGACGUCUCAGCUCUUUGUGAACUUCACGUUUUGAGAACUCUUCUAGUGAUAUACACUCUAUGUAUACAGAAGAAUAUACUAUAAAGAGGAGCUGGGAGUUUGCAUCCAUUGUACAAUUUUUGUUUGCUUUUGGAAAGAUUAUUCACCUUGACCAAUAUCUGGUGAUCGAACGUUUACAUCCCCUUUUAAUACUAGAUUCUCUCAUAAAUCCUUUAGAACCCUAUAAUUUCAGACUAAUAAGUAUUAUUCACGUUUGUUUGCUGAAUCAAUUGGGAAGAAAAACUUCUACUGCUAGUACAGGACCACGAUCUUGGCUAUCCAAUAUACGAAAUGAACUUAAAAAGCAAAGAGAGUAUUAUCAAGUUGUACAUUUGCUUCAUACUUGUCAAGGGGAGGAAGAGAUAUCCUUGUACGAUAGCAGAGGGGUUUCCCUCUUACAAACUACGGACUAUAUUUCUCUUCGUCCAACACAACGGCUGAUUCUAUUGAAAUAUCUUUGUGAAAGAGUUGCUGAGACUUGCGAAUCCAUCCGUAACUAUAUACAAGGUUACAUAGAGCAGCCAAGUGGAGUAAAAAGGAAACGUUGCAAGGCUAUUCCUCCAAGAAACCCUAUGGAAAUCAAUAAUAUUCGUUGUAGAGGGCUAGGGAAAGACGCAAAAGGUAACGAGUUCACAUACAUUGGAAAUCAAGAGCCAAACAGCAAUAGCUUUUGGAUUUACACUGAGGAAGCAAGUCAUAAUAACUCGCGUUCUGCAAGUGUUCUUUCAACAGUUGAAGAACUUUCAGAAUGUAUCGGAAGAAUUGAAAAUUCCGAAGCUCCUCGUGAUCGCGUGCUUGCUCAGAAGCUUCGUGAAAUCUUGUCACUUAUUUCUUCAAGAGAAGAUUCUCUUCCAACUAUGGAUAUAUGCUGCUCUAAUGAAGAGUCGACCAGAAGACCAUUAGAGGAGCGAAAAAUGGAUAACAAAAUCGGUUCAGAUAGUGAAAAUUUGCUUCAUUCUCACUAUACAGGAGAAGGAGAAGAGGUAGAUAAGGAAAACUGUUUUACGAGGAAAUGUCGCAAGCGAGUCAUUGCAUAUAAUGAUUCAGAUAACUCAGAUGUAGAUUCAGUCUCUUCAGGGGAUAGCAGUUUUGAAAUUUCUUCAGAUAUUGAAUUAUUGGAAAGUGAUGAAGAUUCAAACACCAGUUUUUCAAAUAGAACCCAACAAAAGUCUAUGCAUUCUGUCUAUUAUCCAUUAUUGACAUUCUCUUCCACUGUUUAACGAAUCACAUCGCUUUUUGAAUAGUUUUUUGCUUGAGUUGAAACAUUAGGAUUGUUUCAGUUGUAUUCGUUUUUGUGAAGACUUGAUGGGUCCAUUCUGAAUAAACAAAGAAUAAAUGUUUACUGAUAUUUCGAUAGUAAUAAAGAAAUACGUUGUCUG